Messenger RNA from Acanthosepion pharaonis, 594 nucleotides. The record is from the annotation of a GenBank genome assembly. Lineage: Eukaryota; Metazoa; Mollusca; Cephalopoda; Sepiida; Sepiidae.
AUGUUACUGAAGGCUAUAAUUCAAACCAGUAACACACGCAUAUCUAUCUAUCUAUCUAUCUAUCUAUCUAUCUAUCUAUCUAUCUGUUAUGAACGUUCCUAUUCUAUUUCUGUCAAUUCUGUUCAAAUAUGUCUUCUUUAUCUGUUUUCCAUUACUUCCUCGUCUUUAUACAUUCUUAUAUUUUUUUUUCUCCCGUUCUUCUUUUCUAGACUUGUCCUUAUUUUAAACGAUCACCCGUUUUCCUUUUCAUUAUCUUGCACCUUUAACAUUUCUUUCUGUCGCUUCAAAAUUCUCCAGUUUACUCUCUCCUACCUCCUACACCGAAGCCAUCUUUUUUUUAUCCUUUCUCGUCUCUCUACUCCUACUAUUCUCUUAAAACCUACGAUUUCUCCUCCUUAUUCCUUUUACUCUAUGCCUGCUUUCCUUCUGUUUACGUCUUGCGAAUUCUCCCACUUGUUCACAUCGUUCCAAACUCUUCUCUAUUUUCUCAUAAUCUUUAUACAUCUUUACAACAGUUUCUUAAAACUACUUGUUUCUUACCGUUUCGAUAAUUUCCUCUUUCCUUGUUAUUUUCUUUCAUUUUCCCGAUUAUAA